GAAUAUUUAGGAUUAAAAUCUCACAAAAGUCAUUUGGAUAGUCAAGUCAGGAAGUAUGUUACCUGUUUAUAGCUUCAUUUAUUUUCCUUCUCUGGAGUUGUAAAGCCUGAAACUGAUGCAAAUGUGAAUAUUCAACCACUCCCUGAAGACUCCAGGGCAAAUGGGACUGGGAAGGAUCCAACAUCAUUCAAAUGGGCCACUGGUCUGGACUAUGUCAUCAGAGGAGAAGUUCAUCAUCCAUUUCAUUUUUUUCUUGUCAGACUUCAUCCGUUCAUUUCAGAGCACCUCUUCCUUUCUCACCUUUGAUUACUACUCUCUUUUUCACUUUGAGACUCAAAAUUUUUUCAACAAUGAAAAAUAAAACCGUGUUAACUGAGUUUAUCCUUCUGGGUCUAACAGAUGUCCCUGAACUCCAGGUGGCAGUUUUCACCUUUCUUUUCCUUACGUAUUUACUCAGCAUCCUUGGAAAUCUGACUAUCCUCAUACUCACCUUGCUGGACUCCCACCUUCAGACUCCCAUGUAUUUCUUUCUCCGGAACUUCUCCUUCUUGGAAAUUUCCUUCACAAACAUCUUCAUUCCAAGGGUCCUGAUUAGCAUCACAACAGGGAACAAGAGUAUCAGCUUUGCUGGCUGCUUCACUCAGUAUUUCUUUGCCAUAUUCCUUGGGGCCACAGAGUUUUACCUUCUGGCUGCCAUGUCCUAUGACCGCUAUGUGGCCAUCUGCAAACCUCUGCAUUACACCACCAUCAUGAGCAGCAGAAUCUGCAUCCAGUUGAUUUUCUGCUCUUGGCUGGGUGGGCUAAUGGCUAUUAUACCACCAAUCACCCUGAUGAGUCAGCAGGACUUUUGUGCAUCCAACAGACUGAAUCAUUACUUCUGUGACUAUGAGCCUCUUCUGGAACUCUCAUGUUCAGACACAAGCCUCAUAGAGAAGGCUGUCGUUCUUGUGGCAUCUGUGACCCUGGUGGUCACUCUGGUGCUAGUGAUUCUCUCCUAUGCAUUCAUUAUCAAGACUAUUCUGAAGCUCCCCUCUGCCCAACAAAGGACAAAAGCCUUUUCCACAUGUUCUUCCCACAUGAUUGUCAUCUCCCUCUCUUACGGAAGCUGCAUGUUUAUGUACAUUAAUCCCUCUGCAAAAGAAGGGGAUACAUUCAACAAGGGAGUAGCUCUACUCAUUACUUCAGUUGCUCCUUUGUUGAACCCCUUUAUUUACACCCUAAGGAACCAACAGGUAAAACAAGCCUUCAAGGAUAUGGUCAAAAAGCUUCUGAAUCUUUAAAGAAUUUAAGAAUUAUGCAUCACGGCAUUAUUCACAAUAGCAAAGAGUUGGAACCAACCCAAAUGUCCAACAAUGAUAGACUGGAUUAAGAAAAUAUGGCACAUAUACACCAUGGAAUACUAUGCAGCCAUAAAAAAUGAUGAGUUCAUGUCCUUUGUAGGGACAUGGAUGAAAUUGGAAAUCAUCAUUCUCAGUAAACUAUCGCAAGAACAAAAAACCAAACACCACAUAUUCUCACUCAUAGGUGGGAAUUGAACAAUGAGAACACAUGGAC
This is a messenger RNA of Pan troglodytes (chimpanzee), 1554 nucleotides long. RefSeq names its product olfactory receptor family 2 subfamily AP member 1 (gene OR2AP1). Gene Ontology annotation, cellular component: membrane. The transcript has 2 exons. Lineage: Eukaryota; Metazoa; Chordata; Mammalia; Primates; Hominidae. Gene Ontology annotation, biological process: G protein-coupled receptor signaling pathway. Gene Ontology annotation, molecular function: G protein-coupled receptor activity; olfactory receptor activity. Bases 192 to 1280 code for a protein of 362 amino acids. The record is from RefSeq and is a predicted model, not a curated record.